AUGUCCAAGAACGGGAACCCCCGCGGGCGGGAAAAGUUCGACCCCUCGACCGUCGCCGUGGUGCCGCUGCAGAUUCCCAUCGUCCACGGGGACGAGCAAGAAGCGAAGCGGAGGAGGAAUCGGUUGGCGCAGCGGAAACAUCGCCAGCGUCAGCGGGUGAAAUCCAACGCAGGAACCGAGCCGGACAAGCCUACCUACUCCGAGCGAGAAUCGGGCACGAGUACCAGCAGCAUCUCGUUCGACUUUGACCAGCCAGAAGAGCCCGUCUCGUCGUCAUUGGACUUCUUGUUGGCCGACUGUACCGACAUGGAUCACCACAUGAGGCAGACGACGAACGACUCGCUCGAUGUGGGUCGCGAGACCGACUUUCUCCUUGCCAGCCUGGGCGCCCCCGACAUGGAGCAGCAGGAGGAUGCGAUGGGAGACCAUCAAAACUGCCUCCCCCAUCACGAUGUGCACCACAACCUUGCGCCCAUGGGUUUCCACCAUAUGCCCCAACCAUCGUCGAUGCCGAUACCGCAACCCUCCGAGGCUAAGAUCGCCCCUUCUUUUCCGAUGCCUACACCCGUUAGCGACACCGAGUCUCACCACCACAAGGAGCAUCCGCCGGAGAGGAGGGGAAGAGACCUCGAGAGCCGAAUCCAGCACAUCAUCCGUGCCGUUCAAGAGGCCGGGUUUGAAAGCAUCGACGACAUGGCCACGCAGUACUACACCGCUCAGUUCGAAGAAGAUACAGCGUCAUAUUGGGCCCAAUCUCUCAGCCGCAGCCACUCGCUCUACACCUUCUUGUCUUCGCUGCACCGAAGCACCAGCGCAUGGUCUGAGAGAGAUAUCCAGCGCUACCGCCAGCAAAUACUGGCUGCUGCUGAGUCGCUGUACGCCAGUGAGAUCGACACGGCUAAGAAUGCGAAGGAUGUCGCGAGGCCGCCGACACCAGUCAGUAGCGUUGAGGCCCUCUGGCGUAUGAUGGGCGACAUGGAGUUGGACCAAGAGGCCAAGGAGAAGAAGAUGGCUAUUCGAGAAAAGCUGCCAGAAACAUGGAGUCUCCUCGCCAGACUCACGCAAAAGGCCGACCUUCGUCAACCACAGGGGUCUCAGGUUGUGUUUGCCUUUUUGCUUCUACUCGUCGAGUCCAACCGUAAUCAAGCAAGUCGAGGUUGA
Messenger RNA from Chaetomium globosum CBS 148.51, 1161 nucleotides. RefSeq lists its product as uncharacterized. The transcript has 3 exons. Gene Ontology annotation, molecular function: DNA-binding transcription factor activity. The coding region runs from base 1 to 1161 and encodes 386 amino acids. The record is from RefSeq and is a predicted model, not a curated record. Gene Ontology annotation, biological process: regulation of DNA-templated transcription. Lineage: Eukaryota; Fungi; Ascomycota; Sordariomycetes; Sordariales; Chaetomiaceae.